GAGUUGAGGUCCCAUUUGCCAUGCCAUGAAGAAAUAGAAUGAUUCUCGCGCGCGAACUCGACAAAAACAAUAAAAAUGGCUUCUCCUUCUCUGGGCUUUAUUUUAAUGGAGGCCAUGAAAGCGACCUGGCAGAAGCGAACUCAGGAAACAACACCAACUCCUUCUAACUGUAUGCAGCUGUGGCUUAGGAGUCUCGCAGACCAGACGGCGAAUGGAACAAGUCAGCUGCAUCGUUCUUCUCACCCGGGCCACCACUUGUCUCUCUCCCAUUAGAGCCGGCCUCUCUCCUCUCCCUCCUUUUAUAUCCACCCACCCGCCGUAGAUCAGUCCCAAGAACACUUCUUUGCCCUUUCAUCCUUCUGGGUAUCGAUCCAAAUCGAAAACCCAGACGGGAAAUCGGAUGCUUCCGACCAGAACCGGAGUUCGGGUUCUCUGCGACGUUUCAUCGAACAUCUCGCGUACGUUUUAGAAAAAGCGAGGGGACGCGAGAGAAGAUCCGAUGGACCGGCUCAUAAGCUUGGAGCCAUCCAAUGUCGUGGCGAUACGCAUUGAACCAGGGCAGAGGUGCUGCGGUGUGCUGACCCUCCGAAAUGUCAUGCACACUAUGCCGGUGGCGUUCAGGCUCCAGCCAAUCAACAAACCGCGCUACACAGUCAAGCCUCAGUCGGGAAUAAUAUCGCCUCUGGCAACGGUCACUGUGGAGAUCACUUGUCACCUCCCUCCUGGGGUUAAUCUCCCCGACACUUUCCCUUACUGCGACGACUCGUUCCUGCUGCACAGCGUGGUGGUUCCAGGAGCUGCCAUUAAGGACUCGGGAUCGACCCUGGACUCGGUUCCAAGCGACUGGUUUACUGCAAGGAAGAAGCAGGUUUUCAUUGAUAGCGGGAUCAAGGUGAUGUUCCUUGGGUCGCAAGUAAUCUCCCGCCUUGUCUUGGAGGGUAAUUCAAUCGAUGAUAUAAGGACCGUGCUCGAGAGGAGCGAUCCCUCGUGGAGGCCCGCAGACUCUGUGGACCCGCUUGGCCAGACGCUGCUCCACCUGGCGAUUGCUCAAGGCAGGCCUGACCUCGUGCAGCUACUCCUUGAGUUUAAUCCCGACGUAGAGGCCAGGAGCCGGUCAGGGUCAAGCCCGCUUGAGGAAGCUGCAUCCUUAGGUGAGGCCCUGAUCGCUGAGCUUCUGUUGGCUCAUGGGGCGAGCACAGAGCGGGCUCAGACUGCGGCUCGGGGCCCAAUCCACCUUGCAGUUGGUGGGGGGCAUGUGGAGGUGUUGAAACUUCUAUUACUCAAAGGGGCCGAAGUCGAUGCCACUACAAGGGACGGGAACACCGCCCUCCACAUCACCGCUGAGGAGCACAGGAGGGACUGCGCUCGGCUCCUGAUCUCAAGCGGGGCUCGAACCGAUGUACGGAACUCUGAGGACUGGGAGACCCCGCUACACAUCGCAGCACGGUCUGGGGACGAGCACAUGGUCCGGCUCCUGCUCCAUAAGGGCGCUAACAAGGAAAUCAGAAAUCGUUACGGGAAGACAGCCUACGACGUGGCAGCGGAGCAUGGGCAUGUGAGGCUCUUCGAUGCGCUCAAACUCGGGGACAAGCUCUGCCUUGCAGCAAAGAAGGGGGAUGUCAGAACAAUUCAGCGCCUUCUCGAGGGCGGAGCAGCCGUGAAUGGGAGGGACCAGCAUGGCUGGACGGCCCUGCACAGGGCGGCUUUCAAGGGCCGCACAGAAGCGGCGCGGGUCCUGAUCGAUAAGGGCGCAGAGACCGACUCCAGGGAUGAGGACGGGUACACUCCCCUGCACUGUGCUGCAGAAUCAGGGCAUGCAGAUGUAAUCGAACUGCUCGUGAAGAAAGGGGCUGACACAGGUGCCCGCACGAACAAAGGCAUGACGGCCCUACAGAUCGCGGAGUCUCUGCAUUACUCGGGGAUCACAAGGAUGCUCGCUCACGGCGGCACGGGCAGUAAAGAAGGGAGUGGCAAUGCUCGAGGAUAUGGCCCGAAUCCUUGCAGGAAAGGGCUGGUGAAUCGAGUGGCAGAAACCGACAAUGUAAAGAAGAAGCACAGUCGGGGGAGAUCAAUGCGGUCGAGCUUCGACCAAUCAUCCGUACCCCUGGCCGUGCUGUAACGGGCUUAGAAUCUCUUAGUUUCGAUCUAAUUUUGUGCGCAGAACACUCAAAUUAGAGGCUCAACUGUGUAGACUCCUACAAAGUUUUGGGUUGGAGACUCAACAUGGGACGUUGUUCGUUGUAUAAUCUCGACCUUCGUAUUGUAGAUUCCGGUACAAAAGUUGUGCCGCAGAAUUCACUGUAAUAUUCUAUUCUCUAAUAUAGAUAUUGCUCUUAUUGGGCAAAAAAA
Messenger RNA from Punica granatum (pomegranate), 2349 nucleotides. The record is from RefSeq and is a predicted model, not a curated record. NCBI's taxonomy places the organism in Eukaryota, Viridiplantae, Streptophyta, Magnoliopsida, Myrtales, Lythraceae.